Trematomus bernacchii (emerald rockcod) is the source of this 1448-nucleotide messenger RNA. RefSeq lists its product as uncharacterized. NCBI's taxonomy places the organism in Eukaryota, Metazoa, Chordata, Actinopteri, Perciformes, Nototheniidae. The transcript has 7 exons. Bases 337 to 1122 code for a protein of 261 amino acids. The record is from RefSeq and is a predicted model, not a curated record.
GGCAUUGUCUGUUAUUAUUUUCAUGGAUCCUCCGGGUAUAAAGGAUGUAUUCUUUGCAUCGCAGCUGUGUGUGAGCAUCGACACCUGCAGGAAAACGAUGAAUUACGGAUGAAGAAACAACAUCGGCUUUCAUUCACCCUGAUGAACGUUAGAGUCGCGAACGCACCCCUUGCGAUACUGUAGAUACUUCCGUCAAGAUGCCAUAAGAUAAAUAGACCCGUAUCUAUUAUUCUCUACAUCUCAACUAGGCUGUUAACUUAGCUUUUACGAGCUUCUUAUGGCUUCUGGGUACAUUUAGGAGAAUAUUGAGGUAUUCACAGCCGGUUGAAGUCAGAAAUGGCAGUGAGCACAACGGAGCCGCUCUGUCAGCCGUGCGGUUAUCAUGAAGCUUUCAGAGUGGAGCUACAGGUGAAGAGACCCCUGAUGCCGGUCCAUCUGAGUCCAGAGCAGGUGGGCCUGGAGAUGCUGUGUCUCUGCGGGCAGCUGGACCUCCUCGUCAGGGCUCAGAUGCAGCAGUUCCAGGAGCAGUUAGGACAAGGCUGCAGUCCAGAGGAGUCAGACACUUUCCAGGCUCAAGGAUCAGAGAUUCUGGACCAGAUGCUGCAGUGCCUUGAACAUCUACCAAAGCCUAUGCCACAGCUGGAGGACUACCUGGACAUGGUGGGUCUGUCAGUGAUGUUCCCUCGUGUUGAGGUGUUUCUCAUUCAAGGCAGCCCUGUGGACAUGCUGGAGAGGCCGCCAAUGGACGAAUACUUCUUCCACAUCGCCAAACUGAACCAGCUCCUAGUGCUGAGUCAACAGCUGGAGGAAGAUAUCAGACACCUUGGAAGUCAUAAAUACAUUGCCCACCAGCUCUCGGUUAUAUAUCUAGUCCUCAGCUCUUUCAGAGGAAUUCAGGCUUUCUCUGAAAUAAAGAAAGACAUUGAGGCGAACUUCAAACAGAUGAAACAGUCUCUGUUGGUGGAGGAAGGCUCGCGGCACGAACCUCAGCUGGCUGCGCACUACAUCAACUGGAUAUUAGAACUUACUCAAAGUUUAACAUCGUUGGUGUUGACGCUACCGGAGGAACUGACAGAAGACCUUCACCAGGCCGUGACCUUCGUGUCCCAGUUCCUGUCCUGACUCCCCUGAAGGAUGCCUCUGUGUCUGUGAAUCCUGACGUUGUGAUGCUACAGAUCUCUCCAGGAGCUUCUGAAUGAACUGAUGUUGUUAUGACUGUGAAAAGGUGCUAAACUGAUUCAUGUGGGAUUGGAUAGCCUACUGUACUUCAUUUACAAAUCAUAUAGGUUUUUUUUAAUCGUUCUCUUGAAUGUGAUCCAUUUUAGUCACUAUGAUGAGUCAGUUGUUUGAAAAUGAAUGUAAGCUUGUUGAAUCCCUUCUUGCACUACUGUUACAAUUACUUCUUUUUUUUAACCUAAAGUGGAAUAAUAAAAUGUAAUGCAAUAGGG